Molecule: messenger RNA, 2203 nt
Organism: Lactuca saligna
Lineage: Eukaryota; Viridiplantae; Streptophyta; Magnoliopsida; Asterales; Asteraceae
Source: the annotation of a GenBank genome assembly
UGGUCAUUAACCCUUAUAACAAAGAACGCCUCUCAGUUGGUUCCGGAUGACUUGUCUUGGGCUUACAGCCUUACACAAACAAAGAAGAGGAUACAACACAUAUGAAAUGUAUGAUAACGAACGAUCAAUUUCUUGGACAGUUGGCAGUGGUCCAUAAACAUUAAACAACGACCCCAAAACCAAAAAUCCAAUAGAUAACUUCAAACUUCCCUCUACAAUACACCUCCCACUCCCACAGUCCCACGGUGGGGAGCGCCUAAUCUCAUCUUAAACUAUGGUGGUGGUUAUGGACGUUUUAUACCAGCCAACGAAGCCUUUAAUCACGUCGUCUUCGCCUUCGCCUUCAAUCUCCGACCGGAAUUUCAACUAUUAUGCUCAUGUAUCCACUAGGUACCAUCCGCUUCCGAGUACUAGCAGCAGCAGCUUCGGAUUACAUCGCAUCACUUCUCAAUUGGCCCCAAACUCAUCCAAAACAGAUGGAGGUUAUGGAUGUUCAUGGAUGCAAGACAACUCAACCUAUAAGUCUAUUAUAGCCAACCAUGAAAGGAGACAUGGCCCAUUACACUCAAUGUUUCCAUCUAGCCCUGCACAAGUUUCCUCUGUGGAAGAUCUUUUUGAAUUUAUAUGCUCAGGGCCCCUCAUAGAAAAACUUGGAUUCACUCCAGAAACAAUAGCAGAGUCUAUAGACAAGUGGUUGACAAAUGGAUUCCACCAGAUUUCUGAUCAUAGGUCCACUUUUAAAGAUGGAGAUGAUAUCCCUCCUUUGGUGAUUGGCUUUAGUGCACCACAAGGUUGUGGGAAAACUACACUUGUCUUCGCUCUAGACUAUCUUUUUUCAAAAACUGCAGGCAGGAAAUGUGCAACUAUUUCGAUAGAUGAUUUUUAUCUAACUUAUGAUGAACAGGCUAAAUUGAGAGAAAAAAAUCCCAGCAAUGCUCUUUUAGAGUUUCGUGGAAAUGCUGGAAGCCAUGAUCUUCCUUUGUCAAUUGAAACACUAACUGCUGUUAGUAAUUUGACUAAAGAAGGUAUGAAGAUGAAGCUGCCAAGAUAUGAUAAAUCUGCAUACAAUGGUAGAGGUGAUAGAGCUGAUCCUUCAACAUGGCCUGAAGUUGAAGGACCUCUAUCAGUAGUUUUGUUUGAGGGUUGGAUGCUUGGUUUCAAGCCUCUUCCUGCUCAAGUGGUCAAAGCUGUCGAUCCACAGCUAGAAAUAGUGAACAAAAACCUAGAAGCUUAUUAUGAUGCAUGGGACAAGUUCAUAAAAUCAUGGAUUAUCAUCAAAAUUAAAGACCCAAGCUGUGUAUACCAAUGGCGUUUACAGGCAGAGAUUGGAAUGAGGGAAGCUGGAAACCCAGGGAUGACUGAUGAGGAGGUUAUGGAUUUUGUAUCAAGAUAUUUGCCUGCAUACAACGCAUAUCUCCCUACACUCUACACAGAAGGACCAAAAGGAUCAGAUUCUAAUCAUACACUUAUUGUUGAAAUUGAUGAAGAAAGAAAUCCAAUCCUUGCUGGCUAGAGGCAACUAGUUACUUCCACCUAUUCGUCUUUCAAAGUCUUUAAUUUGUAGUAUAUUUAAGAAGCCUACAUGCAUUAUUAUAAAUAUUAGGCUACGAUUCUUUAUAUACGAUUUAUAUGUACCUUACCUAAAACUUAUUAUGCUACAUAUAUACACACUGCUUAACAAUUAAUGUAUAUUACAACUUUUAACAUUUCAAUAUCGUUGAUACACAGCAAAUAAAAUGUGUUAAGAUACAUAUAUAGGUAGAAAAGAUUGGUGUUUAAAAAUAGACACGUGUAGAAAAUGAAUAGGAAACACGGUUUUAGAGUUUAGAAAUAGUUAUAUGGGCUACUUGCAGCAGCAACAAUCACCAUCCAAACACCCAUGACACAUUUCCGGGCAGCAGCAACAGCAAAACAUUGUGAAGAAACUGGCAUAUAUGUAGCCCCUUUCGUCCUUUCGUUGUUGGAUUUGUUGAUGGGAUGACAUCACUUGUAUCUUUGGUGCUUCUGACAUCUCUUCUAUGUGUGGAUGUGGUUUUUUCUAAAACUAAAAGUAACAGAAAAGAAACAAAGCCAAUGUGGAUAUAUGGUAGUAUAAAGAAGGGUAUGCCUUGUAUUUAAUGAGGGUGGUGCAUAGUUGGUGGUUAUCAACCAACAAUAGCCAUAAGGUCCAGCCCCCAAGGCCCCAACCCAACACAAAUGUAAU